This is a messenger RNA of Saccostrea cuccullata (small rock oyster), 923 nucleotides long. RefSeq lists its product as uncharacterized. NCBI's taxonomy places the organism in Eukaryota, Metazoa, Mollusca, Bivalvia, Ostreida, Ostreidae. The transcript has 3 exons. The record is from RefSeq and is a predicted model, not a curated record. The annotation marks the transcript as partial.
AUGAAACAACAGUACCUUUAGAAUCUUCAACCAAAGCUGUUACAACAAAUACACAGUCCACUGAUAGUCUAACAACAGUGAUAACAACAGAUAAUACAGAAUCCUCAGUACCUUUAGAAUCAUCAACCAAAGCUGUUACAACAAAUACACAGUCCACUGAUGAAAAUACAGAAUCCUCAGUGCCUUCACAAUCUACAACCCAAGCUGUUACAACAAAUAUACCGUCUACUGAUCAACCAACAACACUGAUAACAACAGAAAAUACAGAUUCCACAGUGCCUUCACAAUCUUCAACCAAAGCUGUUACAACAAAUACACCGUCUUCUGAUCAACCAACAACACUGAUAACAACAGAUAAUACAGAUUCCACAGUGCCUUCACAAUCUUCAACCCAAGCUGUUACAACAAAUACACCGUCUUCUGAUCAACCAACAACACUGAUAACAACAGAUAAUACAGAUUCCACAGUGCCUUCACAAUCUUCAACCCAAACUGGUACAACAAAUACACCGUCUACUGAUGGUCAAACAACACUGAUAACAACAGAUAAUACAGAAUCUUCGACCCAAGCUGUUUCAACAAAUACACCGUCUACUGAUCAACCAACAACACUGAUAACAACAGAUAAUAAAGAAUCAUCAGUGCCUUCACAACAUUCAACUCAGGCAGUAACGACAACUACUGCGUUUACUGAUGAACUGACAACACAGAUUGUAACAGACAACACGGAAUCCACGACAUCCUCACAACCAUCUACCCGAUCUGAAGCAACAUUAACACAACCCAAUGAUAACACAAUGACAAAAAACCUGUCAACACAAUUCAAAGAAAUGAAUGGGAUAAGACUUCAGAAAGACAUAUUAGCAACUCUUCAGUUUACAGUCCUUCUGUCUUUCAGUCCUACUGUAGUAGAGGAUCUCUGA